CUUCAUUUAAAUUUUGCUUCUUUGACACACUACCUUUGAAUCAUGACGAUCAACGUGUUUCCUAGAGAUGCACAUGCUGAGGGUUUUACCACAGUUGCUUACAAGACCGAUGGAACUGGCAUCGUAACCGGUGGACAGGAUUCAAUGCUUCGUAUAUACAACGCCUUGCCAUCCCAACGCAAGGCCGAACCUAAAACUAUAGACGAUCACAGUGAGGCAGUACUGACAAUUGCUACUCAUAAAGUAAACUUUGCAACAGCAGGCGAAGACGGAUCGGUAUUGAUAUUUCGAACUAGUAACAACGAAUUUGAAAAGUUUUUGGUGCGAAGCACAGUGCCUGUACGAUGCCUAUCGUUUAACAGUAACGGAACACGUAUCGCUGUCGCUACAGAUGAAGAUGUCAUUCGUGUCGUUCUUGUGCGUGAUAUAUCCAAAGUCGUUACUCUAUAUGGACAUACCACACUUGUCAAAUCAGUUUCGUUUUCUCCUACUAGCGAUCAUUUGAUAUCAACGGAUUGUGGCGGUGAUGUCAAGAUCUGGGACAUGAAUCAUACGAGUGGUGCCCCUCAUUGUAUAAAGACAUUAUCCGGCGCAGUGAAUAAAUGUGCUUCGGAUGCAGAUGUAAUGAACACAGUUGCUUGGAGUCCAGAUGGUGCCUACUUUUGUUUUGCUGGAAAGGAUCAUGAAAUUUGUGUGUACUCUAGCAAAGAUUGGACACAGAAAUACGCCCUUGAGUUUGGCCACUUUAAUGAUAUUAUCACGAUGGCAUGGUCACCUAAUGGCUCAUACAUUUGCUCGGUCAGUAAAGAUCGACAAGUGUUGAUUUGGGACACAACGAAAAAAUCCACAGUGGCAAAGUAUGAAAAUACGGUCGGCGUCACUGGCGUAUCAUGGCAUCCCAAAGAAAAUGAACUUGCCCUUACCGAUCAAAACGGCCGACUUUUAAUAUGGUUUGAACCCCUUGAUCUAUCAAGCAUGCAACAUCCUGCGCAACGCGCCUCAAACGACAUGGAUGACUUGGAAAAAUUGUUUGAAGAAGACGGAACACAAGCGAGCUUUAUUAAACGCGACAGUAUACUGGAUGAUGCAGCAGAAGACGAUGAUGAAGGGGAUGAUGUAGAAGACGAAGAGGGCGAGGAUCUGGAUGAUGGCGAAGAUGUGGAUAUGAUGUCGGAUAUGGGUGAUUUUGUGAUUGAUGACGACGGGGCUGGGUAUGCCGAAGAAGCGCGACGACGACGACGAGACCGCCAGCAGCAACAACGGCAAGGACGUGGUAGUACGCGCGUCAUCCAGCGGGGUCCCCAGUUCACAAUCAUUGAACAAAAGCGGUUCCAGCCUGGCGCUACUGCAUUCCGGGUCAUGGAUACUGCGAACCCAUCCGUACCUGUGGAGGGUGAGCGCCGAUACAUGGCGUUCAACAUGUUUGGCGUCGUUUAUACCAUUUACCAAGGCACACACUCGAUCGUCAACGUCGAAUUCCAUGACCAAGCACACAACCGCAAUUUCCACUUUACGGACUAUUACCACUAUACCAUGGCUUCUGUCAGUCAAGAUGGUGCUGUGUUUGCUGUUGAAGGCGGCAAGCCAAAGAAAAAGGAAAAACCGGCCGGUGAAGAAGAAGAAGAAAAAGACGGUGAUGAUGAUGAAAAGAAUGACGAACAAGGAUCGGGCGUGACGUCUUCUGUUCUGUAUUAUCGACCGCUGAUAAACUGGGCCAACAAUGCGGAAUGGACAGUGCAUCUCCCAGAAGGCGAAAACGUCGUGAGCGUGGCGAUCAAUGAAGGCUCGGUGGUUGCAGUAACAUCUGCAGGGUAUGUGCGGAUGUUUACGAUAUCGGGUCUCCAGAACCACAUCUUCCGACUGGACAAUGUUGUGGCGACAGCGGCGCAUGGCACGCUCGUGCUGUUUGUUUACAAGGGCGGCGGUUCCGGACUCAAUGGCGAACAGAACUUGGAGUUCAUGUUGAUGGAUACAGGCACCCAAGACAUUGUUCAAAAAGGCAAUCUGCCAUUGCAGAAAAACAGCCAGCUGACGUGGAUCGGGUUUUCAGAGGCUUCGCAAGCGCUCAUGUAUGACUCUCAACAUGUGUUGAGCAUCUUGCAUCGACAGCGACGUCCAGGUCAGUCGUACUGGGUCCCUGUGUUUGACGGCAAGGCUACUGCAAAGUCACUUGAACGACAAGAAAAAUACUGGCCCGUGGGGAUGCUCCGGGAUCGUCUCAUGUGCCUUGUUGUGCGCGGAAACAAUGAAAGCCCCUACUUCCCACGUCCACCUGUCGACGAUAUGGAACUACGUAUGCCUGUUGUUGAUUUGGAGACGGAAGCCGGACAGCUGGAGGAAUCUCAUAUGCGAAUGCGCCUCAUUUCUAUGCACGACCAAGGAGAGGCCGAAGCAACACACAUGGAGCAAGAAUACCAAGAGCUGUUGAGAGAAGCAGAUCAGGAAAUGGACAAGACGCUGCUACGUCUGAUCCAGAUUGGGUGCCGGGCGGAUAAAGAACAACGGAUACUCGAUCUGGCAUUUGCACUUCACCUGGAGCGAUCAGUGGAUGCGGCCAUCAAGAUUGUUACUCAUUUCAAGAUGACGGGCACGGCGGAGAAAUUGAUUCAGAUUAAAGAGGAAAAAUUCAUGAGCAGUCAAGACAUGGUCUUUUCUAAACGGUCCAUGGACUUGGACAUGGAUGAGAGUAUGGAAUCAAGCAAACGUGUACGAUACUAGAUGGCUACUACUAUCGUUUCAAUAUUUUAUAUAUAUAUACGACAACAACUUGUACAUAGUUCAAUACACAUAUACUAUCUAUUUGAGACAGUGUGUGUGUGUGCGUGUGUGUG
Messenger RNA from Zychaea mexicana, 2831 nucleotides. RefSeq names its product WD40-repeat-containing domain protein. Gene Ontology annotation, biological process: mitotic cell cycle; DNA-templated DNA replication; DNA repair. Lineage: Eukaryota; Fungi; Mucoromycota; Mucoromycetes; Mucorales; Lichtheimiaceae. Bases 43 to 2718 code for a protein of 891 amino acids. The record is from RefSeq and is a predicted model, not a curated record. Gene Ontology annotation, cellular component: nuclear replication fork. Gene Ontology annotation, molecular function: chromatin binding; protein binding. The transcript is spliced from 11 exons.